AUGGGACACACUACGGAUAAUUGCUGGACUCUGCGCAAGGAAAUUGAGAGAUUGAUUAAAGCAGGUCACUUGGCAAACUUUGUCUCAGGUGAAAACACACAGUCAGAAGCUGUCAAGGCCUCCGGAGGCGGCUCGUCAAAAGGAAAGGAAGUAGUGGAGGAUUUGGGAGCACCCGCUGGGUCCUGCUUGUCAAUCGCUGGAGGCUUCGGCGGUGGGCGUUUAUCUUGUAUAGGGCGAAAAAGGUACGUAGAGGCGGUGAACUUAGUACACAAAGCUUAUGAGGGUGAGUGUUGGUUGAACCACACUCCUAUCACUUUCUCACCAAAGGAUUUUGAUCAUGUGAUUCCACACGACAACGAUCCAAUAGUGGUGACUUUACGCGUGAAUAACUAUGUUACUAAGAAAGUCUUUUUGGACCAAGGAAGUUCUGCAUACAUCAUAUAUGGCGAUGCAUUUGAAAGAUUGGGCCUAAAGGAGUCGGACUUAAAGCCAUACACAGGGUGCUUGGUAGGAUUCACAAGCGAUCAGGCCAAGGUUAGAGGUUAUGUUGAGUUGGCCACAGCUUUUGGCGAGGGGGAGUUUGUGAAAAAGUUUCAAGUAAAGUAUUUGGUUCUUCCAUGUAAGGCGACGUACAAUGUACUUUUGGGGUGUGAUACUUUAAACAAAGUAUGUGCUAUAAUCUCAACCACCCAUUUAACAGUAAAGUAUCCAGCUUGUAAUGGAAAAAUUGGAAUUUUAAGGGUGGAUCAAGAGGCUGCAAGAGCAUGUUAUGCUGAAAGUUUGGCACUUUAUGGUAAAAGGGCGGCCAAGGAAGCUCAUCGUGUCACAGAAAUCUUUACAUGA
Messenger RNA from Lotus japonicus, 843 nucleotides. RefSeq lists its product as uncharacterized. The coding region runs from base 1 to 843 and encodes 280 amino acids. The record is from RefSeq and is a predicted model, not a curated record. The transcript has a single exon. Lineage: Eukaryota; Viridiplantae; Streptophyta; Magnoliopsida; Fabales; Fabaceae.